CAGCGCGUCUGCUAGUCUACACUUCAUAGUUCAUACAGUCUUUCUUGAUUCUUUAAAAGGGAUGGAGUAAAAAAAAGCAUUAUAUAAAAGGGACAAUUGUCACUAAUGGUUUUGCCGUCUUGAGUUCGAAAUGGAUGCGGCAUGAAGAGGCUGCCAUGCAUGCCAUUUUUCCAUUUUCCUGGCAUUUCCCUUUGAAUUCCACCCCCACCCAAUCUUUCAUUUCCCGAGUUUCCGGUUCCGCCACGGCUUUGACAAGAAAACCUCUGUAUUUAUAGAUUCGGUGGUUCUCGUGCCGUCUCUCGUGUUAUCAGGCUUUUUUAAAAAUUCAAAUUGAACGAAUACCAAUACGUGAGUGUGAAAGGAGGCGUAUCUCUAGUGAAAAAACGUUGAAUUGUUUCUGUCUUCGGACUGGCACGAAAAUGUCAGAACGCUGGUGAAUCACUCUUUCUGUUCUCUCGUCUUUUAUCCAUCCAAGUUCGUUGAUCUCGUGAAACAGGAUGACGGAGGAGCCAAUCGGCCGGUGUCCCUCGCCAUCCGGCGACAGCAACCUCUCCGGGGGUGGAGAAAUCCACACAUCCGCAAUCGUGGCUUCCUUAGAGGAGCGUCUAAUGGACAUCACUGCUCGACAUUCUCUCAACGCUCUUCGAACUCCACCGACAAAGAAGGCCAAACGAGUCCGCUUUUUCCGCAAUGGGGACAAGUUUUACACAGGCGUAGUAAUGGCCGUGACUCCAGAAAGAUAUAGAAGUUUUGAUAGUCUGGCUUCCGAUUUGACAAGAGCCCUCGUCUCCAGCGUCACGUUGCCCAGUGGAGUUCGAGCAAUUUACACCAUGGAUGGCAGAAAAGUCCAAACUGUGGGUGAUUUGGAAGAUGGAAAGUGUUACGUCGUUUCUGGUCAGGGAGAGAUGUUUAAGAAAGUGGAGUACUCUUCAUCCAAAGUGAGAAGAGGAAGUUCCCUAUCGGGUUUACCCCAGUCUCCGGCUGGUACCGGCAGACAAAUCAGUGCAAUACCUGGUUGUGUUAAGGCGAAAAUCAUAACUUUGAUCCGCAAUGGCACAAAGCCAAGAAGGGUUGUGAGGUUGUUACUGAACAAGAGGAAUGCACCAAGCCUCGAGCAUGUCCUGGAGGCAAUCACGGAAGCUGUGAAGCUGGAUUCAGGUGCUGUGAGAAAAGUCUACUCGCUUUCGGGACAACAAAUUAAUUCUCUGGAUCAGUUUUUUGAGAACGAGGAGAUAUUCGUGGCCUGUGGGACUGAAAAGCCCACUCAAGAGGACUUUGAGCUUGUCUUUGAGGAGUCUAAAUGCGUUCAGAGUUUCCGACGAGGCGUUUGCCCCGUUAAGAGACAAGGUGGGCCAAUGCCAAAAAUGCCUCGCAAGUCAGGAAAGAAGUCAUUGACUGCUCCUCAGGUCAGGACUCCAAGUCCUGCGUCGCUUAUUUUACCGCAGCCGCUUAGGUUGCAUUAUACUGUUGGACACGUUAUCGGAGACGGUAAUUUUGCAGUUGUUCGGCAUUGCGUGCACAAAUCAACUGGAGCCGAAUACGCGAUCAAAAUAGUGGAUAAAUACAAAUGCCAGGGGAAAGAAACAAUGUUAGCGAGCGAAGUGGCAAUUCUAAGACAAGUUUGCCACCCAAAUAUCAUAAGUUUAAUCUCCGAACAAGAGACAACAGACCAGCUAUUUUUAGUUAUGGAACUAGUGAAGGGAGGAGACUUGUUUGACGCAAUAGCAGCAGCAACCAAAUUUUCAGAAUCCGAAGCGAGCGUUAUGAUUGGACAUUUGACGUCUGCUCUGGCUUAUCUGCACUCUCAUCAUAUAGUCCAUCGAGACGUCAAGCCCGAAAAUCUCUUGGUUGAAAUGGAAGGAAGUCAAGUCCGAUGUCUGAAAUUAGCUGACUUUGGACUUGCCCAAGUCGUCGUGGAACCUUUAUUCACAGUUUGUGGAACUCCGACCUAUGUCGCGCCCGAAAUUCUCGCAGAAAUGGGAUAUGGCCUAAAGAUCGACGUGUGGGCUGCCGGAGUCAUACUCUACAUCCUACUCUGUGGGUUUCCUCCUUUCGUAUCGCCUGACAACGAGCAAGAAGAAUUAUUUGAAAGAAUUCUCAGCGGACAAUACGAAUUUACAUCGCCAUACUGGGACAAUAUUUCCGAUUCGGCGAAAAUGCUCAUCUCUAACAUGCUUCAAGCACAACCAGAACUUAGAUUCAGCGCGGAGGAUGUUCUUGAUCACCCCUGGCUUACGCAGAGCUUUCUAGGAGGCGAGCAGACGUCAGCAGCAGAUCUCGAAUCACCGGAGCAACACGGGUAUCAGCAGCGUCAGCCGAUAAGAGUCGCCACGUUUGAAUUCGAUUACAAGAAGCAAAGGCGCAACGAGAUUCAGCGUCAGGCCAAGGACGAGUCGGACAAUGUCAAGCGAGGCAGAUGGACGAAAGUCGAGCCCAUUUCGCACACAAGAUCGGAAAUAGGUCUGGAAAUUGAACAAGACAACAUUGCUCGUGGACGGGAUGAAGUUGAUUUUAUUAAUGCAAAUUACAACGAGCGAGAAUCCUUUUCUUUAAGUAACGACUGCUUAAAAGAUCUCGACACAGCCACCAGGUCUUUGAACGAUUUGACGUUAGAUCUCGAAAAAACCAUCACAGAAGAAAAGGAGGACAUUUCCUACCGAAAAGGGCAUGCGAAGCCAUCACACAGCGUCGCUUCGUCUUUGAAUAGCAUUCCCGAGAAUCUGAAUUCUCCAGAAGAAGCUCCUUUCGCGAAGACAAUAACCCCCGAGAAGAAUUCUCCAUCGAGUAAAAGAAACGGGAUUGUUUCCUCCAAUCUAGAUUCCAAUUUCACGUCACCUAAAACGCCCUUGUUCGAUGCAAUAUACAAUUACGAGACGCCUAAAUCUCUAAAAUCAACAACCAACAGAGCGAGACUCGCCAGGAAGAACCUCUACAAACUUUCCAAAGCGAAUGGAGACGUCAAGAGCGAUGGUGAUAUUGGAAAAAUUUCCCGGGAUGCGUGUUUUUCCUCGAUGGAUUAUUUAAGUGGGACUUCAGACAACGAAAUCGAGACCUCCGAUAGUUUUGUAAAUGUCCAGUUAGCGACGAUCAAGAAAGGAAGAAAGUCAGUGUCAUCGCAGAGCUUGGAAUCUUCCGAGAGUUUCGAGAACGUGAAGUUCUCCAAGGUGAAAGACGUGAUCGUCGUGCCGACCAAAGCCGCCAAUCAUCGAAGCGAGUCUCAAGAUAACAAAAACCCCAUUCCCAGUUUUCGCCAAACGAGAUCUAAAGUCGCCGGGACUUCCAAAUCGUGCAAACCUUCUCAAAUUCCCGUCCAGCGCGAUGACAAAGUUUCAUCAGCUCGCAAUAAAACCCAGGAAAAUUCGAAGAACGCCCAAAACGAGGCGGUCAAAAGAAGAACGAAAGCGAACAACCAGUCCGAAACGAAGACCGAUGCUUGGUCUAAAAGGCACAGUUAUGUGCCUCAGUGUUCAACGAAAAAAACGUCGGAUUCAAACGAAUUGAGCCGGCCAAAAUCGACGACCGUGAACAAUACAAGGAAGUUCAGUUCGUCGGAUGAGUUGCGAGAGGAAAAGCGAACGAUAAACGCAAAAACGAAGCGGUUUAGUCUUUAUUAUACACCUCAGCCCUCGAGGAAGGCCUACGAAGACCCCAAAGUCGAGAAAAGUAAAAAUGCCGAGACGAGUAACAAUAAAAGUGCUGUUACAAAAUGUCUCGUUUCAGGCAAGAAGAAGGAAGAGACUUCGACGACAGCUUGCGAGAGGAAAGAUAGUCUCAGGAGUCGAAAAUCCGCGGCGGAUAGUUCGACUGUAGCUAGUAGAAGUAAGACGAACCGACAAAGUGUUUACAAUCGUUCAAACGCGAUUACCAAUUCUGCAAGAACUAAGUGAUUUCGAAAAUUGAGUGAUUUCGAAAAAUUGUACUUGCAAAAAGAGACUUGAGCUUUGUGACUUAGAUUAGAUGAGCGUUAUGAUUCCCCAAUAAAUCAAUAUCUCCAACAGCACGCACUAUUGCUUGAGAACAUUGGCAAAAUUGCCGUGCAUUAUUGCAGCAAUGUUGCUGCAAUAUAUCAAUCUUCUCUCUCAAUCAGUUUUGCAACAAUGUUGUGCGACAUUGCAGCAAUAUUGAUUGGAAGAGAACAUUUAUAUAUUGCAGCAAAUUUUCUGCAAUAUUGCUCGGCAAUGUUGCCAAUGUUGUAAGGUAAGAUUGCAAUAAUGUUCUGCCAAAAUCUUGCAUCAAUUCUGUAACAACAUAGAUACAAGAUUUCCGCUCAGCAUUGUUGUAACAUUUCAGAAACAUGGCUGCAAUAUUAAGUGCUAUUGGGAGACUGUUUUUCUUUUUUAAUACCCGAAUGCCACUAAAAUUUGGGUUUUGGGUUUUGGAAAAGAAAAUUUGAUUUCUUCGGCACUCAGCGUUUUAACGAAGAUUACUUAACUUAUUGUAACUUAGGCCUUCGACAAUUAAUUGCUUGGAGUGAGAGACGGUUGCCGAGUACCGAAUCAUCAGUCCGAAUGCAAGCUUGGCCUUAAAUUGUCGCACAAAGACGCACUUUCUAAUUGAGAGUGAAACGAGACAUGCCAAAUGCAUUUAAUAUUGAUUUUUUUUGUACGCCUGCGAGGGACGAACUAAGCUGAUUGUAAGAUGAUAAGAUAUCAUAUAAUAAUCGUCGAUUAGGGAUUUAGGCGCGUAGCGCAAAACUAGGAGAGGAUACUGGACACUGGAUUAUUGUAUCGAGUCGCGGAGGGAAAUGGAGGAAAAAUUUAUAAUCGGGAGCAUUAGUACAGAGAAAAGAAAUAGUAUUACUGAAAGAGAUUGUCGCACGCUUGCUCAAAGAAAUUUCAAAGAUAGAAUACAUAUUUUUAUACAAGGUUAUAGGAGCAAUAACGAAAGAAAGAGGGAGACAUAAUCAAACUGAAAAAGCCUUAAGAAGUGCAUACUAAAUAUUCGAGAGAAAGAGAGAGAGAGAGAGAGAAAGAAAUAAAGUCGGCUGGACGAUGUAGUAUAUUUUGUAAAUUUAUUUUUGUAGAGGUAUUUUCUCGGGUAUUAAUAUAAAUCUCCUUUGCCCUCCGUUGCUCUUAUUCCGUCUCGAGGUAGUUUGUUGCGCGCCGUUCUCGUAUUUUUACAGAGAAGGUAUUGAUUCUAAUAUAUGUUGUAAAUAAAUAUACGUAACGAGGCAGGUCUUAGAAAUCUUUUUAAUCAAAUGUUAGACACCUUUUUGUUAUGAAUCAAAUUGUAAAUUAACACGUUCGAAUUGUAUAAAUUAACACUGUUCAUUUUUGGGGAUUUGUUUUCCCGAUGGUUUAUAGUAUUUUUGUUACCGGCGAAUGCAUGGAAAAUGAGAAAUGACCUGGACUUGGUGCUUUGUACCAGUGGAAAAUUAUCGCAUAAGAAAAUAUGAACUUCGCGAUGGUUUUUCAAACAGUAUUGAAAAUCAGGUAGACUAUCGAUUUUUGUCGAGAAGUACCGAUUUUUUUGCAAGUACAUGAUACAUGGCAUUAUGUAGGUUGUAAGUUUUAAAAAGUGAUUGACGCCAAAUAUUUAGCUAUAUUAAGAUUCAUUAUGAUCUAUUUAUAUUACAUCAUUGUGCACCAAUAUUAUAUUUAUAUGAAAUUUCUGGAAUUCAAGACUCCUUCGACUUUGUUCCUUAUUUGGGACUUUUAAUUCUCUGCGUCUUUCAUUUUCUUUAGAAAUUGAUUAGCAUCUGACGGAUUGCAAUUAGACCUGCGCGAGAAACGCGUACUUAUUCGAGUUCAUAGUUCUGCAGUGUUUUCAAAUGUAGAACAAAAAUUCGAGAGCGAAUUGUAUUCUGUAAGGUAUCAAAAUCAGUAAUUAAAAGUUAAAGUAAUAUUGAAA
Messenger RNA from Belonocnema kinseyi, 5850 nucleotides. RefSeq names its product serine/threonine-protein kinase GA29083. The transcript is spliced from 6 exons. Gene Ontology annotation, biological process: intracellular signal transduction; protein phosphorylation. The record is from RefSeq and is a predicted model, not a curated record. Gene Ontology annotation, molecular function: ATP binding; protein kinase activity. Lineage: Eukaryota; Metazoa; Arthropoda; Insecta; Hymenoptera; Cynipidae. Bases 498 to 3887 code for a protein of 1129 amino acids.